AUGGACAAGGGAAUACACGGAUAUGCCGACCCAAGGUUCACGGAGCUGUUGGAAGUAUUUCAGAACCAUCUUAAUACAGGAGAAGAGUUGGGGGCUUCUAUUGUUGUCAACAUUGACGGAAAAAACGUGGUCGAUGUUUGGGGAGGCUUCCGAACGCAGGACAAGACCGAGAAUUGGGAGCACGAUACCGUUGUUAACGUCUUCUCCACAACAAAGACUAUUUGUGCCCUUGCUUUACUCAUCCUAGUUGAUCGUGGACUUCUCAACAUAAACGAUAAAGUGCAGAAAUACUGGGCUGAAUUUGCUAGCGAUGGAAAGUCAUGCAUCGAGAUUAGACACAUCUUGUCACAUACGUCUGGACUGUCAGGCUGGGACUCGCAGAUGAAUAUGAGUGACCUGUUCGAUUUUGAUCUGAGUGCUACAAAGCUCGCAGAACAAGAACCAUGGUGGACACCAGGAUCAGCAUCUGGCUAUCAUUCGUGGACCUACGGCUUUCUCAUCGGCCAAUUGGUUCGCAAAAUUACAGGUAAAACCUUGAAAGACUUCGUUGCUCAGGAAAUAGCCGAUCCAUUAGGUGUAGAUUUUGAGAUUGGAGCGUCGGACAAAAACUGGCACCGGAUAUCUUCCCUAGUAUUUCCGGCUUCAAAGGCAAUCUUUCAAAAGACCGAUACAACCUCAAUAUCAGCAAAGUCAUUCGGUAACCCACCUUUGGAUCCAUCUGUUGUCGACAGUCCCGAGUGGAGAGAAGCUGAAAUUGGCUCGUCUAAUGGCUAUGGCAAUGCACUCUCCAUUGCCACUAUGCUGAGUUGUAUCUCACUUGGGGGUAAAGCAAACGGAGUAAGUCUUCUAUCAAAUGAGACAAUUAAUCUCAUAUUCCAAGAACAGUCGAAAGGAAUUGACUUGGUCACUGGGCAAAACAUUCGCUUCGGUAUCGGAUUUGGGCUCUCUGGGAACGACACGGACCUGAAGUGGUUACCGGAAGGGCGUGUGUGUACGUGGGGGGAUAUGGUGGCUCAAUUGCUAUCAUGGAUCUUGAUCGACGCUUGA
Messenger RNA from Botrytis fragariae, 1047 nucleotides. Its product is annotated as putative beta-lactamase family protein. The transcript has a single exon. The record is from RefSeq and is a predicted model, not a curated record. The coding region runs from base 1 to 1047 and encodes 348 amino acids. Lineage: Eukaryota; Fungi; Ascomycota; Leotiomycetes; Helotiales; Sclerotiniaceae.